CAUUCCUGAAGGUCCGGAACGGACCGCAGCCAUGGAAGCGAUUGCCGAUUUCUCCCACGAGGAGGCCAUCUUCCUGCCUUUCUUCGAGGUGGUGUACGUAUAUGGCCUAAGCGGUGAUAUGGAAUGGCAGCCCUAUUACGCGCCGCGCCUCCGGGGCAACACCAUGCGGUUCACCGAGUGACCUGAACCGUAACCAAAGCUCACCCGCAUAUCGGGA
Molecule: messenger RNA, 217 nt
Organism: Geodia barretti
Lineage: Eukaryota; Metazoa; Porifera; Demospongiae; Tetractinellida; Geodiidae
Source: the annotation of a GenBank genome assembly